Penicillium griseofulvum is the source of this 585-nucleotide messenger RNA. Its product is annotated as Cnl2/NKP2 family protein. The transcript has a single exon. The record is from RefSeq and is a predicted model, not a curated record. Gene Ontology annotation, cellular component: kinetochore; Mis6-Sim4 complex. Gene Ontology annotation, biological process: chromosome segregation. The coding region runs from base 1 to 585 and encodes 194 amino acids. Lineage: Eukaryota; Fungi; Ascomycota; Eurotiomycetes; Eurotiales; Aspergillaceae.
AUGGCCCCCUCAGAAGAGUCAAUCUUAAGCAAUUUCCUGCUUUCUCCAGCCUCACUGCCAACAGUCAUGUCACUGCAGAAGUUCACAGAGCUCUUCCCAAAGCGCUUGAGAACCCAUCCACACAUCAGGACUUUGUAUCGGGAGCUGCAGCAGGUCAGAGAACAGGACAUGGACCGAGUCAAUGAAAGCAUCGACAAUGAGAUUAAGCAAGGUGAAAAACAGAGAGCAGAGCUCCGAAAAGCCAUUCAAGCCACUGGAGUCGAAGCCUCCAAUUCUGAGCAGCGCGAGAUGGACAUGGAUCUUCAUCUGUUCGGCCAGCCACCUACCCUACCAGGAGACUAUCACUCGGUGGCUAGUCUCCUGGCUGAAAUGGAGGCGGCCAGCGCUAAUAUUGAACAUGAAAUUGCUGGUAUCGAUCAAGAGGCUGCAAAGAUUUUGGCUCAACUCAAUACGACUGUGGGUGAUAUGAGCGAUCUCCGUUACGGAAAAUUACAGGGUCCCGCUGGGACUGCUGAAGAUGUGGCUGGUGAGGCAAUCAAGGGCCUGCAGAACCUCGAAGAUGUUUGUUAUAAGAGCACUUCUUGA